CCAAUUUCUCGGUAAGAUGGCCCCAAAUUUCACCAUCCUCAUCAAGAACAGCAUCCACUACCCCAAAUUCCAGUUCUCCAAGGGCAACAUUGAGAACCGGAAGGAUGGCUACCUGAAACACUGCACAUUUGAUGAGGUAUCCAACCUCUACUGCCCCAUCUUCAAGCUGGGCUUCAUCGUGGAGCAGGCAGGGGAAAACUUCACCGAGCUGGCACACACGGUGAGGGGGGAGCCAAGGGAGUGGGCGGCCAGCUCUCCUCCCAGAAGCUGGCUGCUAUGAGCAUGAAGGGUCUCCAUUACAGCCCUGCUCGAGCAGAGGAGAAACAUGAUAGA
Manis pentadactyla (Chinese pangolin) is the source of this 333-nucleotide messenger RNA. Its product is annotated as P2X purinoceptor 2-like. The coding region runs from base 17 to 280 and encodes 87 amino acids. The record is from RefSeq and is a predicted model, not a curated record. The transcript is spliced from 2 exons. Gene Ontology annotation, molecular function: extracellularly ATP-gated monoatomic cation channel activity. Lineage: Eukaryota; Metazoa; Chordata; Mammalia; Pholidota; Manidae. Gene Ontology annotation, cellular component: nuclear inner membrane.